AGGAAAAAAAAACAUAAUUAAACCAAUAUGGUGUAUUGUAUGUUAGUACCUUGAGCGAUGGGGAAAUUCGUUGUUUUCUCUUAAUAUGAAAGAAAAAAAAAUUAUAUUCAGCAAUUAUAAUCGUAUGUAAUGAAAGUGAUGGAAAUUCCCUUUCUUAUAAAGUUACAUUUAGAAUCACGUACGAGAAUUCGACGGCAUAUAAUAAUCAUACUCCGCAAGAAAGUUAUAUAAAUGAAUGCUUCCUGGGCUUCAGAUUAAUAAAAUAAAAAACAAAUAAUUAAAGUCUACUUUUCACAUUUGUUCUUUAAAUUGAUUAUUAUAAUAUUCUUUGCUAAAAAAACCAUGAUCAAUAAUCUAUACGUGGUCCAUCAUUCCUUUCUUUCUCCAAAGAAAUCAACAACUAAAAGAAAGAAAAGAUCUGCGAACUGUUUUCUUCUAUUUCGUCAAGAAAUGAUGAAAGAAAGGCCAUACAAGAUGAAGAUGUCAAAUUACAGUAAACGAGUAUCUGAAAUGUGGCAAAAUUUAUCUGAAGAUGAAAAAAUUGAAUGGAAGAGACGAUAUGAACUUAAUCGAGAGUCUGUGGAGUCGAACGAACCAUAAUUUAUUAUCAUUAUUUCGAAUUUUUAAUCGAGAGAUUCAGAAAACCAAUUAUAAUCACGGAUGGAUGUCUU
This is a messenger RNA of Rhizophagus irregularis DAOM 181602=DAOM 197198, 671 nucleotides long. RefSeq lists its product as uncharacterized. NCBI's taxonomy places the organism in Eukaryota, Fungi, Glomeromycota, Glomeromycetes, Glomerales, Glomeraceae. The record is from RefSeq and is a predicted model, not a curated record.